AUGUUUGAAGCCUCUAACCCACGAUGUGAUCGUUCGCUAACGGGUACGAUAUCCGAGGCAGGAAGAGGGACCCUCCAUGAAGCAAGGGAGUUGGCAUUGUAUCGCCAGAUUUGAUGGAUCUAUCAAUCCAUUACAGUAAAAAGGACAAGCUCAUGGAAGUAAUUUAGACACAUUCGGAGCUGUAUCGGGGUUUUGUUCGAAGCCCAGGCAGGUUUUUUUCCUUAAACGUAGGAAAAAUAAUGGCAGGGAAUCUGAAUAAAUCAACGGCUAUUUUAGCACUGGUUUUGGCGAUUGUAUGCGGAGUUCAUGGCGGCGCCUCAGAUCACAAAUACAGCAAGGGAGAACAUGUUCCGCUUUACGCCAACAAAGUCGGCCCCUUCAGUAAUCCCAGUGAAACAUAUCGAUAUUUUGAUUUGCCUUUCUGCCCUCCAGAUAAAGUCAAUGAGAAGAGGGAAGAUCUUGGAGAGGUCUUGAAUGGUGAUAGGAUGGUCGAUGCUCGAUACAAGCUUGAUUUCCAAGAAAACAAAGAUUCUGAACUACUUUGCAGUAAGAAACUGACAAAAGAGGAUUUAGAAAAGUUUAGGGAAGCUAUCAGAAAGGAUUAUUAUUUUCAGAUGUACUAUGAUGACCUACCAAUCUGGGGUUUCAUUGGAAAGUUUGAGAAAGAAAAUAAGGCACUUCCAAAUGGUGCCAGAUAUUUACUAUACAAACAUAUCCACUUCGAAAUUUAUUACAAGAAUGACAGAGUCAUAGAAAUAAAUGUUCGCACAGAUCCAAGUUUCACAGUUGACAUUACCGAGGACAAGGAAGUUGAAGUUGAUUUCAUGUACUCUGUUAAGUGGGUGGAGACUAAAGUUCCUUUUGAACGGCGAAUGGAUAAAUAUGCAAAGCAAUCUUCUUUGCCACAGCAUUUGGAAAUUCACUGGUUCUCCAUUAUCAAUUCUUGUGUAACAGUUCUUCUUCUGACUGGAUUUCUUGCCACUAUUCUUAUGCGGGUUCUCAAAAACGACUUCAUCAAGUAUUCUCAUGAUGAGGAGUCUACUGAUGACCAAGAGGAGACAGGUUGGAAGUACAUUCAUGGAGAUGUCUUCAGAUAUCCUCAACACAAGUCUCUGUUUUGUGCUGUUCUUGGAUCUGGGACUCAGCUUUUUGCUCUUGCCAUCUUCAUCUUCAUGCUUGCACUGGUAGGUGUUUUUUAUCCUUACAACAGGGGUGCCCUAUACACAGCCCUUGUGGUUAUAUAUGCCCUUACAUCUGGCAUUGCAGGCUACACUGCCGCUUCUUUCUAUUAUCAACUUGAAGGAUCAAACUGGGUGAGGAAUCUGUUGUUGACCGGCUGCCUAUUUUGUGGGCCUCUGUUUCUAACCUUUUGCUUCCUGAAUACAGUUGCUAUAGCUUACAAUGCAACUGCAGCUCUGCCAUUUGGCACAAUCAUGGUCAUUCUCCUUAUCUGGACACUUGUGACAUCUCCUCUGCUUGUUCUGGGUGGUAUUGCUGGUAAAAACAGCAAGGCUGAGUUUCAAGCUCCUUGCCGCACCACAAAGUACCCCAGAGAAAUUCCUCCUUUGCCAUUUUACAGAGGGACCAUCUCUCAAAUGGCCAUGGCAGGAUUUUUGCCAUUCAGUGCAAUCUACAUUGAGCUAUACUAUAUAUUUGCAAGUGUAUGGGGUCACAAAAUCUACACAAUAUACAGCAUCCUCUUCAUUGUUUUCAUCAUCCUUAUCAUUGUGACAGCCUUCAUUACCAUUGCAUUGACCUACUUCCAGCUAGCAGUUGAGGAUCAUGAGUGGUGGUGGAGGUCUGUUUUAUGUGGAGGAUCGACUGGUGUCUUUAUCUUUGGGUACUGCUUAUAUUAUUAUUUUGCACGAUCAGAUAUGACUGGAUUCAUGCAAACCUCCUUUUUCUUUGGUUAUAUGGCUUGCAUAUGCUAUGGGUUUUUCUUGAUGCUUGGAACAGUGGGAUUCCGUGCCUCUUUACUGUUUGUCCGCCACAUAUAUCGUUCAAUAAAGUGUGAAUAAUUUCACUCAGCAUGGUACAUGGUGGUGCUUUCUGGUUCAUCCAAUAUUGUUGGUUGGUGCAGUUGCAAACUGUAAUGACCAUUGGUUUUGUUUCAGGCUGGUGGGUUUUGAUUCAGUAUUGUAUGGUCAGAAUUCAUUGUCAUGAAAAGGAAUAUGGAAAACACUUUGACCUAGAUUAACAGCUUUUUUAAUAGUACUUAGAUUUCUAAACUUUAGUGGUAAUGUACCAACUAUUUUUAAAGAGGUUGCGGAAGAGUAAUAAAAUUGCGAUCUAGGAAGGAGGUCGUUGAAUA
Molecule: messenger RNA, 2311 nt
Organism: Cryptomeria japonica (Japanese cedar)
Lineage: Eukaryota; Viridiplantae; Streptophyta; Pinopsida; Cupressales; Cupressaceae
Product: transmembrane 9 superfamily member 2
Exons: 7
Coding region: 240-2018 (592 amino acids)
Biological process (GO): protein localization to membrane
Cellular component (GO): membrane
Source: RefSeq, a predicted model, not a curated record